GGGCAGAGGGACCGGGGGCUGGAGGCUGGACCCGGCCGAGAGGAGCCGCCCGGCCCCGCCCCUUGGCGCCGCCAUUGGCCGCCACCGAGCUGGAGAACCCGCUGCUCCCUGCGUUCCGCCGCUCCUCUUCGGGAAGGUCCCGACUUGGCAGCUCCCGGCGACCCGGCGCAGCGCUCGGAGGCUGCCCGGCAGGUCGGGACUGGGCGAGCAGGGGCCAGGACCCCGCUCUCUCUCGGCCGCUCACCCUCGCACCGAGUCCCUCGCAGCUACGCCGGGCGCGCACUCACACUGCCUCUUGGCGCGCGGCUCCGGGGCGCGAUGGACGCAGCACUGCUCCACAGCCUGCUGGAAGCCAACUGCAGCCUGGCCCUGGCUGAAGAGCUGCUCUUGGACGGCUGGGGGCUGCCCCUGGACCCCGAGGGUCCCUACUCCUACUGCAACACGACUUUGGACCAGAUCGGGACGUGCUGGCCCCGGAGCGCGGCCGGAGCCCUCGUGGAGAGGCCGUGCCCAGAAUAUUUCAACGGCAUCAAGUACAACACGACCCGGAAUGCCUACCGAGAGUGCUUGGACAAUGGGACAUGGGCUUCACGGAUCAACUACUCACAGUGUGAGCCCAUUUUGGAUGAUAAGCAGAGGAAGUAUGACCUGCACUACCGUGUCGCCCUUGUCGUCAACUACCUGGGCCACUGCGUUUCCGUGGCAGCCCUCGUGGCUGCCUUCCUGCUUUUCCUGGCCCUGCGGAGCAUCCGUUGCCUGCGGAACGUGAUCCACUGGAACCUCAUCACCACCUUUAUCCUGAGAAAUGUCAUGUGGUUCCUGCUGCAGCUCAUCGACCACGAAGUGCACGAGAGCAACAAGGUCUGGUGCCGCUGCAUCACCACCAUCUUCAACUACUUCGUGGUGACCAACUUCUUCUGGAUGUUCGUGGAGGGCUGCUACCUGCACACGGCCAUCGUCAUGACCUACUCCACCGAGCGGCUGCGGAAGUGGCUCUUCCUCUUUAUUGGAUGGUGCAUCCCCUGCCCCAUCAUCAUCGCCUGGGCCGUUGGCAAACUCUACUAUGAGAACGAACAGUGCUGGUUUGGCAAGGAGCCCGGUGAUCUGGUGGAUUACAUCUAUCAGGGCCCCAUCAUCCUUGUGCUCCUGAUCAACUUUGUAUUUCUGUUCAACAUCGUCAGGAUCCUCAUGACAAAGUUACGAGCGUCCACCACCUCAGAGACCAUCCAGUACAGGAAGGCGGUGAAGGCCACGCUGGUUCUCCUGCCCCUUCUGGGCAUCACCUACAUGCUCUUCUUCGUCAACCCCGGGGAAGACGACCUGUCGCAGAUCGUGUUCAUCUAUUUCAACUCCUUCCUGCAGUCUUUCCAGGGUUUCUUUGUGUCUGUCUUCUACUGCUUCUUCAAUGGAGAGGUGCGCUCCGCCGUGAGGAAGAGGUGGCACCGCUGGCAGGACCAUCACUCCCUCCGAGUCCCCGUGGCCCGGGCCAUGUCCAUCCCCACGUCACCCACGCGGGUCAGCUUCCACAGCAUCAAGCAGACGGCCGCUGUAUGACCCCUCGGUCACCCAGCUCACCCAUCACUCCAUCGGGACACCUUCCCCAUCCUCCUCCGCUGCCUUGCUCUGGGUUCUCCCUGCCAUGCAGGCCCUGGUUGGGGCAGGAAGGAGGGGAGAGACCAGCUCCCCAGCCUGGUAGGAGAGAGGCUGUGCAGCAGCACAGUGGCUCCAGGGAACCAGGGCCAGCCAGGGGCCCAAGAGUCAGUGCAAGAGGAGCAGAGCGGAGAAGUCACAGGAACCCCGAGAAGAGCAGGUCAUGUCUUCAGGCAUUUGUGCAUACCAGCCUCUUGCACUAGAGCCUCACUAUAGUCCCAUUCACAGAUGAGGAAACUGAGGCCCAGAGCCAGGAAGGGCCGGCCCAAGUCACACAGCUAGUUCGUGGCGGACCUGGGGCUCCUCUGCUCCACUCAUGGUGCAGCCCUCUGGCAGCAGCAGUGUAAUAGUUGGCCCUGCUCCCUGCCCCCUGCCCCUGUGCUCAGUGGUGCCCUCUGCAGUUGGGCGUAGGUACAGCAGCUGGAGUAAAGCAUUAAUUCAGCUGGGUUCAUCCCAGGGACUCUCACCUAGAGAAGCCUCACUUACACCCCACCCCGACCCCACCAUCCCUGCACCCCCUCCCAGCUGUCCUGCUGCCCCUGGGGCCCCAUGAAGGAUGCUGUCUCUCUUCCUGGGAGACGGCUUCUCAGCUGAGGCCGCAGAUUCAGGGGCUUGGGGAGGGGCAGGUGAGGAGGAAGACAUGGCCAGGGCAGCCAUACACCCUUAGGCCAACCGGAUACGUGGGACAGGACGGAACAGGGAGAAGAAGCCUGGGGGACAGGUUGGGAGAAGGAGUGGGGUAGAAACAGCAGAAACCGAAGUAUGUCUUUGGUGAUUGGAACUAACCCCCCAGCCCCCACCGAGGCAGCUUCAGCCUCCCCUUCAGAUCCAACAUCUCUGCUCUCUGUGAAAUAAACCAUGCCUCUGUGCAAACGGCCUCCUCUCAGGUCAAGUGGACCAGGCAUCCGCAGGGGUGCUAUGGGGCAAGAAUGGUGGGCUGGGUCCAUCCUCGUUUGCAGAGACUCUGGCCCUGGCCAGGGGCUGGUUCUCCCUCUCUACCCUGUGUGCCUGCAGGUCUGUCCCUAAUUGUCUGCCCCAGCCACUCUCUGGCCCUCCUCCCCGACAAAGGCAGUUUAAUUCAGCAUGGAGGAGAAGUGCAGCUCACCCAGCACUCCACGAAGGCCAAGGUUCUGGAAACUGGAGGGCAGCGUAGACAAGACCCAGCCGUGAGCAACAACCACAGGGCGGUUUCCAUCUUGUCUUCCAUCCCUGCUUCUCUCCAGGAAAGGGUGGGUGUCGAGCGGCAGGAGGAGCCAUCCAGCCAGGGUUCGAAAACGGUUUACUCUAGCGACGCCACCACCCGCCCCCCCAAUUUUUUAAAUUCUGUAUCCCAUCUUGCAUGUUUUUAAGUUGACAUCUAAUAUUUUUUACAUAAGUUCUAAAACUUGCAAGAGAUGUAAUUUCUGGCAUUUGGUAAAUAUCUACAUUUUAAAAUAAAACUGUCACAACCAUUUACAUCAUA
Molecule: messenger RNA, 3112 nt
Organism: Equus caballus (horse)
Lineage: Eukaryota; Metazoa; Chordata; Mammalia; Perissodactyla; Equidae
Gene: CRHR2
Product: corticotropin releasing hormone receptor 2
Biological process (GO): cell surface receptor signaling pathway; long-term synaptic potentiation; adenylate cyclase-modulating G protein-coupled receptor signaling pathway
Cellular component (GO): axon terminus; dendrite; plasma membrane
Molecular function (GO): corticotrophin-releasing factor receptor activity; peptide hormone binding; corticotropin-releasing hormone receptor activity
Source: RefSeq, a predicted model, not a curated record